AUUCAAAAUCAUACUGCCUUUGAAAUCCCCAGCAUUCACACUUACUUUUCGAACUUCAUACAUAUGUAUAUAUUUUUUUAGCUUUGACAAGCUCUGCACCAAAUUUACAAUGUUGGGGCCGGAGGUACUAGACGAGGAGUUUGAAUGCCUGCGUCGCAUUGCACAGGCAAUUUGUCAGACCCUCGCAAGGCCUAAGGAUCGCGAGAUCUGCCGGAGCACCCUCGACGAAGUAGCCAAGUUCAAUCAGUCGCCAUCUAUUAGGGUCAAGGAGAAUGUGCACAAGUUUAUGGUCUUCUACCUGAAAGUGCUGAGAUGGACGCAAAAAAAUCAACCGCUGACUAUAUACGAGAAAUGGUACGGCAAGAGCUCGGGUAAUGAUUCGGCCUCGGCUGACUCUGAAGAAAUGCGCGUUUGGUUGCAGGAGGGAACAUCAUUCUUCGCCAUGAAAACCUUCGAAGAUGGAUCCACGAUGGUUUAUACCGCAGUGGCCAAGGAUCCAAAGGCUGGUUGGGCAGAAUUCGGCCUAAAGUCCCUGAUGGAUAUGCAGAACGGUUGUAAAAUAUCUAAAUGAUCUUGUGUAAAAACUCAUUUCGGAGACAUAUAUUUCGACUGUGGGUGUAUUGCUCGAGA
This is a messenger RNA of Drosophila kikkawai, 630 nucleotides long. RefSeq lists its product as uncharacterized. The record is from RefSeq and is a predicted model, not a curated record. Lineage: Eukaryota; Metazoa; Arthropoda; Insecta; Diptera; Drosophilidae.